This is a messenger RNA of Entrophospora sp. SA101, 361 nucleotides long. The record is from the annotation of a GenBank genome assembly. Lineage: Eukaryota; Fungi; Glomeromycota; Glomeromycetes; Entrophosporales; Entrophosporaceae.
AGUAAGGGAACAUUUCAACAAGCUGCGAGAGUCAGCAUUAUUUGCUAAUGAAAAGAUGCCUGCAGCUCAAUUUCAUGAGUAUGUUAAUUUUGAUGCAACAAAUGUCACAAAGCUUGAAGAGGAAGAUAUGUUGAAUGACAUUCCAAAUUCAUUCCGUCAACUGACAGAUGACCAUUUUCCAUUGAUAAUUACCUACAAAAAGUUUAUCCGAAUGCUCCAGGGAACUUAUGGCAUUGAUUUUCAGAAUCCAGUCAAACAACCAAAAUUCGAUGCAAAUGAUAAUGAUAAUCAUACAGAUGAUGAUGACGGGAAAUUACACCAACAAGACUUUAUCGGUAGUGUGUCAGAUGAAAAGAUUUGA